Colias croceus (clouded yellow) is the source of this 551-nucleotide messenger RNA. RefSeq lists its product as uncharacterized. The transcript has 2 exons. The record is from RefSeq and is a predicted model, not a curated record. NCBI's taxonomy places the organism in Eukaryota, Metazoa, Arthropoda, Insecta, Lepidoptera, Pieridae. The coding region runs from base 1 to 330 and encodes 109 amino acids.
AUGCAGACUCGAAGCAUUCAGCACUUCUGGCGCCACUGGCACCUCGAGUACAUCGCGGAGCUGCAGCAGCGGACGAAAUGGCGUCUUCCCGUCAGAUGCCUGCAACAAGGCGACCUGGUGUUGGUGAAGGAGGACAAUGUUCCUCCCUUAAACUGGAGGUUCGCACGCGUAACCAAGCUUUUCCCUGGAGCUGAUGGAAUUUUACGAGUGGCCGAAGUCGCCACCACCUCCGGCUCCUACAGGCGAGGUGUGAAGUACCUUUGCCCUUUGCUGGAUGACGCAGAAACGGUUUUGGAGCCUGACGUCUCCAACGGCCCCCAGUAUGUCUAGGCAUCCGCCUAGUGACAGCGGCGCAGGGACGGCAUCAAGAAACCGGUUCCCCGAUCGAGCGCCGUCCCCGCGCCCCUCCUCAGAGCCGGGGCCUCGUCCUCUUCUACCUCGAGCGUCGUACGCGACACACGCCUCCUAUAGGCGUGCUAUUGUCCUUUUCAUUAUAUAUUUUGUACGAGUCAUUGUAAUAACAGACUAUCAAAUAUACUUUAGAACCUUUA